AUGAAUGCUACCCUUUUUCAAGUAAUGAAAUAUUGCGGAGAACAAUUGGAUAUAUAUCAACGUUGCGUGGAAAAUCAUCCGGAAGGUUGGCAUUCAGAAUGUCUUGAGCAAAAACGUAAACUUACCAAAUGUUCGGAAGAAAAAGUCCCCGAAAUAAAAAUGGUAAAACAAAAAUGCAACAAUGUUAUAGUUGCAUUUGAUGAGUGCCUGGCCAAGAAUGAAUCAGAUCCCGAGGUUUGUCGAGAUCAAUUGAAAGCUUUGUAUGAGUGUACUGAGAAUAACGCUGGUGGUAUUUCUAUUACUGAUUCUGGAAAUUUGACUGGGGAAAACCAAAAUAUUGAAAAUGAAAAUUCUUCCAUACAUAAACGAUAA
Diversispora eburnea is the source of this 372-nucleotide messenger RNA. Lineage: Eukaryota; Fungi; Glomeromycota; Glomeromycetes; Diversisporales; Diversisporaceae. The record is from the annotation of a GenBank genome assembly.